UCGCUAGGCGUGUCCCCCUAUCGAGCGCUGGUUGUGACAGUUGAUGGGAUCCUAAUGGCCUGAGGUCGGGCUCCUUAUACACACAGUGCCCGGAGCCGCUGGACCGCCGGCACCCACCUGCUCCCACCCAGCCAUCACCGCCCGUCCUUCCUUCCUUCCUCCUCCCCCCCCACGGGUAGAUCCAGGCUGUGCAGAGCGAGAGGAGAACUGAUCAGAGGAUGUCAGUGGCGGGGCUGAAGAAGCAGUUCCAUAAAGCAAGCCAGCUGUUAAGUGAAAAAAUUAGCGGAGUAGAAGGAACAAAACUUGACGAUGAUUUCCAAGAGAUGGAAAGGAAAAUUGAAAUCACAAAUAAGAUUGUUGCGGAAUUGCUGUCUAAAACAACCGAAUACUUGCAGCCAAACCCAGCAUACAGAGCAAGGCUGGGAAUGUUAAAUACAAUGUCAAAAAUCAGAGGGCAAGUGAAAAACACUGGAUAUCCUCAGACAGAAGGGCUACUUGGAGACUGCAUGUUGCGCUAUGGGAGAGAAUUAGGGGAUGAAUCUGAAUUUGGAGGUGCUCUUCUUGAGGUUGGAGAAUGCAUGAAACAAAUGGCAGAGGUGAAGGACUCUCUUGAUAUCAACGUCAAACAGAACUUCAUUGAUCCGCUGCAGUCCUUACAAGACAAGGACUUAAAGGAGAUUAUGUAUCAUUUGAAAAAGCUAGAGGGUCGGCGUUUAGAUUACGAUUACAAAAAGAAGCGGCACGGUAAGAUCCCAGAUGAAGAAAUCCGACAAGCAGUUGAGAAGUUUGAAGAAUCUAAAGAACUUGCAGAAAGAAGCAUGUUUAAUUUUUUAGAAAAUGAUAUAGAACAAGUAAGCCAGCUGGCUGUGUUGGUAGAAGCGGCAUCAGACUAUCAUAGACAGACAGCUCAGAUACUGGAGGAGCUUUACAGUAGGCUUUACAACAGAAUCAAUACAGCAUCCAGUCGCCCUCGGCGGGAAUUUCACCCGACGUCGAUAAUCUCAACCUUGGAAUCUACUGAAAAGCUGCAAUAUAAUGGUAUUUCCUUCAAUCCGUCGACGGCAUCAUCAGGUUCAAGUGUACAUUUUGACCAACCUUGCUGCAAAGCACUUUAUGACUUUGAUCCAGAAAAUGAAGGGGAACUUGGAUUUAAGGAAGGUGACAUCAUUACUUUAACCAACCAAAUUGACGAAAACUGGUUUGAAGGUAUGGUCAACGGGGAGUCUGGAUUCUUUCCCAUUAAUUACGUUGAGGUCAUGGUUCCACUUCCUCAAUGAACAAGAGACUGACUCACCAUGACAAUUAACCAUGUGUAAAUGGACUCAGUAUUCCGUAUGUGGCAUUCUGUGAACGCUACUCAACUGAAUUAAAAUCUUUAAAUGUGUCAUGUGUUUUUAUGUAUUUAUUUCAUAUUUUAUGAAAACAUUGGCUGUGUUUUUUGCCCUGUUUUAUGUCAACCUGUACUGUCUCUUGUUCUAUAAAUGACAGCGUAUUUGUGAUAAUUCCAUAACAAGGAACUUUUUAGUUCUGAUGCCAUCUUACAAUAUCCGAAGUGGACCUGUCAAAUGUAUGUAACACCACACAAGUUCCCCUAUACCAUUGCCAUCCCAAGCAGUGAUAGACGUGCGUGUGUGUACUUUAACCAGGGACAGGUCCGCUUUAAACAACGAAAAGGAUGUUAAUGGUUUAUGUCCUUAAUUAAAACCAUGUUUAACUGUGAAUAAUCUGAUACACAUUGCACAAUAUUUGUGAAAAUCAAUGUCAUAAUAUUGUAAAUUGUAUAAUGUAAGAUGUUAUGUCUACCUGACCAAAUAUAUUAAAUACAGAUACAUUGCGUAA
Spea bombifrons (plains spadefoot toad) is the source of this 1839-nucleotide messenger RNA. It is a transcript of the gene SH3GL3, whose product is annotated as SH3 domain containing GRB2 like 3, endophilin A3. Lineage: Eukaryota; Metazoa; Chordata; Amphibia; Anura; Pelobatidae. The record is from RefSeq and is a predicted model, not a curated record. Gene Ontology annotation, cellular component: presynapse; glutamatergic synapse; cytoplasm. The coding region runs from base 219 to 1277 and encodes 352 amino acids. Gene Ontology annotation, molecular function: protein binding. The transcript has 9 exons. Gene Ontology annotation, biological process: endocytosis; synaptic vesicle uncoating.